This is a messenger RNA of Camellia sinensis, 1548 nucleotides long. RefSeq lists its product as uncharacterized. Gene Ontology annotation, cellular component: intracellular membrane-bounded organelle. Gene Ontology annotation, molecular function: thiolester hydrolase activity. The record is from RefSeq and is a predicted model, not a curated record. NCBI's taxonomy places the organism in Eukaryota, Viridiplantae, Streptophyta, Magnoliopsida, Ericales, Theaceae.
AUCCACAAAAUAGAUGAAUCAAACGAUCAAAAUAGAGAAUCUCUCCUCCUAUGCCUGCAAUUUGUUCAAUUCUCCGAACAAAAUGAAUUGCUUUGCGGGAAAGUCUUUCUCUAACUUCUUUCCAUUCAAAUCUCUCUGCAACCACACCACUUUCCUUCCUGUAUAUGCAUACUUUCUCAACAACCAAACAGAGCCAAGGAUUUAGGUUUCUGUAGAUGUUUUUGUUAACAGGAAACUUUCUGGACAGAAGCUUUCCUGUAGCAAACGAAAAGUUUGAAAACAAUACUGUGUUAGUGCCAAAGGAAACAUCCUGGUUCGGGUUUUGUCCAGAUGGGGCACUCAGACCAGUUUUGCCCCCCCAACAGACAAAGCUUUACAUUGAGGACUGGAUUGGCUUGAAGAACUUGGAAAGAGCUGGGAAAGUCAAGUACAUCAGUGUGCCCUGAAAUCAUAUUAAAAGCUCCAAAAAUGAUAUGAUAAAAGCAUAUCAAAGAGGGUCGACGAGGUUCAAAAGUUCAGUAAACAAAGGUUGUGGGUCGUACACAUCAGCUGAAGUGAUAAUUGAAGGAUCAACAUCUUUAUGCAUGUUCUUUUUUUUCAUAAUUUUUUUUGGGUUCUGCAAGAGGGUAGAUUACCACAUAUACAUUCUUCAUUUCUCUUUCAUUUAAAUUAUUAUGGGGAGUUAUUAUACACAUCAAUUUGAAAUUUUAAUUAUCUGCCUGCUGUUCAGUAGUUGUGCUUCCGUGCCUCUAGUUGGUUUAGCUCCAUGAUUUUUUUUUUUUUUCUUUGAGAAAAUUAUCACAGCCUGAUUUAUUUAUUUUAAUACUCUAUAUUUAGUUUCAAGGCUUUUGGGUUCUGUGUUUUUCAAAUGAACAUGUCAUUACUAUGACGCAGGUAUGAGAUAUAAUUAGAAUUUUCUUUUCAACUACCAUUUUUUUUUUUUUAAUAAUUAUUUCCAGUAAUUUUCUUUACUAGUAAAUCAUUUUGCUGCUCGAGUUAUUUUAAAUUUUUUAUGUGCGAUCCUUCAAUUAUUAAAUUAUCCAUAUUUCUGAGUUAGAUAAUUGUGUGGAUUCAAAGUCUCAACCGUGGAAACAAACAAAUGAGAUAAAAUUGCAAUUAAAAAAAGGAGGCAUAGCUAUAACACAGAAGAUAAAAAGGCACGUUCAUAAUAGAUAAUAGCAAUAUUCCAUCAUCAACAAAAGCAUAGUCACCACGACAGACUCACUGCAUAAUAAACAACCAGCACAUGAAAAGAAAGCUUGGGGUUGAUCCCAAAAACACACACAAAGGGCUUAACAGAAGGGAAGCACAAAAGAAAAGAGAAAAAAAAACACAAAUACUCGGGGCAUUAAAUUCAGUAGUAGAUAAGAUAAGAGGUGAUGAAUUCUCAAGCGAUCUUGACCUCGAUUGUCUUGGGCUUCUUGGGCUGAGGAGGAGGCAACUUCUCUACAGUCACAGUCAGCACACCGUCCUGACAAACAGCAGAGAUGUCAUCAGUAUUAGCAUUCUCAGGCAACACAAACUUCCUCAUCAACUUCCCAACCCUCC